GACUGGGAGGAUAAUUGAAUUGACUUUACGUGAGUUAUCACUGAGUAACUAGUCUUGUUGACAGAUGCUGAUUUCACCUUAUUCAUAUCAGGGGAAAAAACUUUUUUCCAACUAAAAAAAAAAUAUGCGAACAAACUUGUAAUGAGGGCGCGCGCCGGGCCAAGGAAUUCCAUUGACGGUUCUGGCUGUCACAAGUCGGACUCUUCGGACAUUUCCCUGAUUGGACGAGCUUUUGCGCCUAGCCAAUGACAUUAUCUGACUGGCUCCAGCAUGCAAAUGAUCCGAGCCGUGCUGCAUUCCAGCACAGCCCAGUGGCAGUAAAAGCCCGCCUCCCGGCCUGGAGAUUCAUUCAUAUCACAUCAGCGCUCUGGUUCAGACCUAAACGCGGCGAACGCAUCCCGAAACCAGCAAGCAGAACGCGUUCCUGAGACUGCUGAACACAAACACCGGACAAGGAGAAAAUUACAAGUGCUUUGAAGUGGUUUCACACCGUGGAGAUUCCUUACGUGAAAGUUUGAAACUGACAAUUGAGUUUAUCACUAUUGGCUGAAGAUGUGCGGACAAGCUUGUGAGCGCAAAUGUUAGAUUUAUUCGGAAAUCUUUGAGAAGAAGUGUUUUGCAACUUUCCUCCUCGCUGCAAGACGCACGGACGCGCAGUCGGGAACGCGCGCUGUCAAAGCGAACAGCAGACUAACCAGCAUCGCAGGUUUUUUGGGGGGAACCCGGCUUUACGCGCAGCUCGAAAGCAAAAUCUCAAAUAGGAUACCAAUGGUUUUCCUUUGGGACGCCAAAUACGACCAGGCCCCCCACCGCCGCUUCACGCCGCCCUCCUCCAGCCUGGGCACGGGGAAGAUGAGCGAGGCUCUCCCCGCCAUGGGAGCGCAUGAGGGCGGCGGCGGGAAACUGCGCAUGUGUGACCGCAGCAUGGAGGUCCUGUCCGAGCAUCCGGGAGAGCUCGUGCGCACCGACAGCCCCAACUUCUUGUGCUCGGUGCUGCCCACACACUGGCGCUGCAACAAGACUCUGCCCAUCGCCUUCAAGGUCGUUGCCCUUGGCGACAUCCCUGAUGGCACACUUGUGACCGUAAUGGCAGGAAAUGAUGAGAAUUACUCUGCCGAACUGCGCAACGCCACAGCAGCCAUUAAGAACCAGGUGGCCCGAUUCAACGACCUACGCUUUGUGGGUCGCAGCGGAAGAGGAAAAAGUUUUACUCUCACCAUCACCGUAUUCACUAACCCCCCUCAAGUGGCCACCUAUCAGAGAGCCAUCAAGAUCACAGUGGACGGACCGAGGGAACCGCGGCGUCAUAGACAAAAGCUGGAGGAAGCCGUAAAGCCUGGAGCACUGGCUUUCUCUGAGCAGUUGAGGAGGAGUGCCAUGAGGUGCAGUCCUCACCAGGCCACUGCGCCCAAUCCCCGCCCCGCCCUGAACACGCCUCCUUUUUGUAGCCCUGCCCACAGCCAAAUACCAGAUUCCAGGCAAAUGCAGACAUCUCCAUCCUGGACUUAUGAACAAUCCUAUCCUUACCUGGGUGCGAUUUCUGCACAAACGAUUCACCCCACGACGCCCAUCUCUCCCAGCCGCAAUCCAAUACACUGUUCAGACCUGUUCGGUGACCCACGUGUCGGCCUGGAGCGGCCCUUCUCCUCCAUCCCCUCGCUGCCGGACAACCGCUUCACCGACCCCAGAGUACCUUACCCCACUGCAGCCUUCACCUACACUCCUACCCCUGUCACCAACGCUAUCGGUAUCGGCAUGUCCGCCAUGACUGCGCCGGCUGGUCGCUACCACACUUACCUACCGCCUCCCUACCCUGCCGGCUCCUCCCAGGGCCAGAGCGGACACUUUCAAGCUAGCUCUUCACCCUACCACCUGUACUACAGCAGCGCUACUGGGUCGUACCAGUUCUCCAUGAUGUCAGGGGGAGGUGGAGGGGACCGCUCACCCCCCAGGAUCCUGCCUCCCUGCACCAGCGCCUCGACGGGCUCGGCCCUCCUCCACCCCUCGCUGCCAAAUCAGAAUGACAUUGUUGUUGAGGCGGAGGAAAGCCACAGCAGCUCUCCAACCAGCAUGUCUGCUGAGGCCGUGUGGAGGCCGUACUGAGCAGAAGCUUUACUCAAUACGGGACUGACAUGUUAACCAAUAUGAAGUGAACGGCUGAUGGAGCAGUGCAUGGACUCGGUUUUCCACAGCAUGAGACUUAAGUUUGUUUCUUAAGAUGAUUAUGGAUCAUAUGUUGUUGUUGUUGUUAUUGUUGUUGUUAUUAUUAUUAUUAUUAUUAUUAUUAUUAAUGUUAUUAUUACACCAGCUCCUUAUAUUUCUAAACAAAUACACUGACAUGGCACUGUCAUCAAACUUGAAUCUGAAGAAUUAUAUCAUUUUGGUUUGCCAGGAAAUGUAUAUCUGCCAAAAAAAAAAACAGCUUGUAUGCUGGGAACUAAUCAUUUGUGGCCAUGAAUGAUGAAUUUCACACACGACUGCCUGCACAUUUACAAUCACUCAGUGCUGAGACCCAGCAGUUCUGAGAUCAGUAACUAUAACCUUUAGAGAGGUGUGUGUCACAGAGCCCGCCAUUACUGAAGCAAGAGUUGUGCUACCAGCGCCAACAUUGGAUGAUUUCUGUUUCUUUCUGUGAUUUCCAUUUAAAAGAGACUCUGAUGCACAUGCAGUCCCAGGUUUAUGAGGCUUUACCUCAUCAGUCACUGCCUUUUUAGGUCGUCCUCUUACACUCACAGAGCAAUCCCUCCAGUGUUUCAGAUAUCCACUUUCUUCCUUAUAACUUCCCAGCAUGUAAAUAGAGUGUAAACUACUUGUUGAUAUCACUGGUUGAUUGACGUUGACAGUGACGGUGUCUUUCACUUCCACACUUGAGAAAACUAGAACUGCUACAUAGGCUAUAUGUUUUUCAGUACUGCUUUAUUUUGUGAAUGUAAACCUUGUGAAGAAGCUGAUUGUUUGUAGA
Messenger RNA from Clarias gariepinus (North African catfish), 2962 nucleotides. It is a transcript of the gene runx1, whose product is annotated as RUNX family transcription factor 1. Gene Ontology annotation, cellular component: nucleus. Gene Ontology annotation, biological process: regulation of cell differentiation; neuron differentiation; hemopoiesis. Bases 769 to 2103 code for a protein of 444 amino acids. Gene Ontology annotation, molecular function: ATP binding; DNA-binding transcription factor activity, RNA polymerase II-specific; RNA polymerase II cis-regulatory region sequence-specific DNA binding. The record is from RefSeq and is a predicted model, not a curated record. The transcript has 7 exons. NCBI's taxonomy places the organism in Eukaryota, Metazoa, Chordata, Actinopteri, Siluriformes, Clariidae.